Molecule: messenger RNA, 1031 nt
Organism: Leptopilina heterotoma
Lineage: Eukaryota; Metazoa; Arthropoda; Insecta; Hymenoptera; Figitidae
Gene: Pis
Product: CDP-diacylglycerol--inositol 3-phosphatidyltransferase
Exons: 4
Coding region: 362-1015 (217 amino acids)
Biological process (GO): phosphatidylinositol biosynthetic process
Cellular component (GO): membrane; Golgi apparatus
Molecular function (GO): CDP-diacylglycerol-inositol 3-phosphatidyltransferase activity
Source: RefSeq, a predicted model, not a curated record
UCUGUUAUUUUUCUACUGCGUUUCUGGCGUGUGCGUGUGCAACACUGGGAGCAAUAUUUCAAUUAUUAUUUUUUUUUCUUCUCUCCCACACGUUCGUUCGUGAGCAAUAGUUCUUAGAUAAUAAUUAACAUCACUGAUUGCAAGUGGUGUUUUGUCAUUCGCGAUAACAGUGAUAUUAUAAAGAAAAAUAAUUUUUUUUCACUCUUCUCUUUUCAUUUAUAACUACCUCACUUUAGAAUAGAACAAACAAUCCGUGAAGAAUUAUCUUUUUUUCUCUUUGAAUAAAAAAUAAAGUAAUCUCAGUUUUAUACUCGUCAAGUGUCAGUAUCGCGAAAGAGGAAGAAUCGAAUAAACUGGAAAAAUGACGGAAACGGAAAAUAUUUUCAUCUUCGUACCCAAUAUCAUUGGAUAUGGAAGAGUGAUAUUGGCCCUAAUAUCGUUUUACUUUAUGCCAACGAAUCACAUUAUUGCGUCAUGGUGUUACAUUACGAGUGCACUAUUGGAUGCAUUCGAUGGACAUGCAGCUAGAUAUUUCAAUCAAAGUACAAAAUUUGGUGCUAUUUUGGAUCAAUUGACAGAUCGUUGUGGCACAAUGUGCCUCCUAGUUACACUCAGUCAUUUUUAUCCAGCCUAUACAUUUUGGUUUCAACUCAGUAUGGCCAUUGAUAUUGCGUGUCAUUGGAUUUUUCUACACACGUCAUUGCUUCAAGGGAAAACGAGUCACAAAUUUAUUGACAUGUCGGAAAAUCCAAUAAUGCGUGUUUACUAUACAAAUCGAACGGUAUUGUUUUUCAUGUGCGCUGGAAAUGAGGCGUUUUAUGCUGCUCUGUACCUCUUGCAUUUCACCGAAGGACCCAUAUUGGCCGGAAUAAGUUUGUUCAGAGCAAUUCUCUUACUCUCAGCUCCAGUUGCAUUAGUGAAAACAAUUCUUUCUCUAAUUCACGGCUAUGUCGCGUGCAUAAAUCUUGGAAUAAUUGAUGUGAAAGAACGCGAACAACAGCGAAAAGUAAAAUAAAUAUAAAAAUUCUCAA